Molecule: messenger RNA, 1021 nt
Organism: Cyprinus carpio (common carp)
Lineage: Eukaryota; Metazoa; Chordata; Actinopteri; Cypriniformes; Cyprinidae
Product: T-lymphocyte activation antigen CD80-like
Exons: 7
Coding region: 20-1021 (333 amino acids)
Biological process (GO): positive regulation of T cell proliferation; cellular response to lipopolysaccharide; negative regulation of T cell proliferation
Cellular component (GO): external side of plasma membrane
Source: RefSeq, a predicted model, not a curated record
UUCAUUCACAUCCUUCAGCAUGAGUUUACAACUGCGCUGCUUAUACACUCACAGAUACAGCUUGGCCUUGGUCAUGACCACUCUGCUACUUGCAGCUGCAUCUGCGAUGAACAUCCAGGCUGUUUUGGGUCACAGCGUUACUUUCAGAUGUCCUUCGAACCACAGCGAACCUGUUGAAGGCUUGUACGUACAGAAAGUUACAAAAGAUAAAGACACGUACAUCAACGGGUUUUAUAAAGACAACAACAUGCCAUGGAAUGAGUACCACAGCAGAACCAAAGUGAACAAAAUGGACCUCAGCAUGGAGAUGAGAAAUGUCUCAGUUUCUGAUGAAGGACAGUAUAAAUGUAUUAUUUUCGUCAGCGGAGCAGAAAAACGUAAAAUCUCAAUGAUUAUCCUCAAAGUCACAGCCGAGUACAGCUCCCCCACAAUCACAUCUGACUGCAGUGAACAUAGACGCGGCGUCAGCGGCACGGGGAUGAGCUGUCACUUAAGCUGCUCGGCGGUGGGCGGAUACCCACAGAGCAACGUCAUAUGGACGGGGCUUAAUCCAAGUCUGACGAACCUAUUUUACAACUGGAGUUCAGCGCAAAACGAGUCCAAAACAUGGACCAUCAACCAAACCAUCACGUACAACUGCGACCAGCAAACCAAUGUCAGCUGUGUCGUAGGGGGCGCUGUUUCCCACACCGUCACCAUAUGUGAAACUGAAUCUUUCCCACUUCGAGUGAUCGCAGCUAUUGUUUUUGUGCUUCUGUUUGUCCUGUUGCUUAUUUUUGUUGUGGUGAUGAAGUGUUACUGUGGAAGACAACGAGCCCGAGUGCAUCUAGAUCGAGAGGGUUCUCAUAUCACCAAAGCAGUGGUUCACCCAAAAAUCGGCUUCACUUCUGUACUGAAGCAGGCCCCGGUGGACGCUUUCACAGAGCAAUGCUGGACUGUCCUUGAACAAGCUUUUGAGAACGUUCCCUUCCUUUCCCCAGUCAUUCAUUUGGAAGAGCACAUCAUUUCCCCGGCGUCCUGA